AUGUUGUUUUUCUCUCGCUACGAAAUCGAAAUACCCAACGUGGACGUUUUAACCUAUUUGUUCAGAUCUUCUGCUAUUCGAAACGAUGGCUUUGUCUUUCUCGAUGCAGAAAAUCCGACCGAUGGAAUAUCUAAAGAACAGUUAGAAGAACGCGUGAAAAGGCUUGCUGGUGGUCUUCGCAAGACCAUUGGGUUGCAGAAGAAUGAUGUGGUUCUUGCAUUUACUGAGAAUUCUAUAGGGUACCCCGUCAUUGUACUAGCAGCGAUCUGUGCUGGGGGUGUUUUCACAGGAGCGAGUCCUGUAUACACCUCAAUGGCAGAGCUGACCCGCCACCUUCAGACCUCGGGAGCAAAAUGCAUCUUCACCGACCUACAGCGCCUCGAUACAGCCGUGCAGGCAGCCAAUAUCGUGGGUCUACCAGAAACAUCCAUAGUUCUAGUUGAUCAGACCAGCGAAACCAAGCCUUAUGGCUACCAUGGGAUAUAUGGCCUGUUGGACGUUGUUUACUCCUGGGAGGUUAUCCAUGACCGAGAGGUAAGUAAUCCAUCUCUUACCAAUUUCAGGACUGCGGUUCUCAAUUUUAGCAGCGGUACUACCGGAGAUCCCAAAGCAUGCAUGAUAACCCACCGCAACCUUGUUGCAAAUUCGGAACAGCAAUUAUACCUGGAUAAUGUCGCCUCCUCGAGAUCGCCAGAUUCAAAACGCACUCCUCCACGCAUACACUGCGCCUUUCUACCACUCUAUCACGCAAGCGGUUUAAUCACUUAUUGCAUCAUGAACGUUCGGUCAUACUGCACAACUGCUAUCAUGCGAAAGUUUAAUCUCAAGCUUUUUCUUGAUACAAUCCAGCGUCUCCACGUCACAGAUCUGCUGCUGGCUCCCCCUGUUGUUUUAAUGCUGACCAAAAGUGAUAUCAUAUCUCAGUAUGAUCUCUCCAGUGUGGAAUUGAUGUUUUGCGGGGGAGCCUCUCUCCAACCAGACCUGUCAAAAAAGCUAGAAGCCGUUUUCAAUAGCGGAAAAGUCCACCUCCGCCAAGGAUAG
This is a messenger RNA of Fusarium verticillioides 7600, 1041 nucleotides long. RefSeq lists its product as hypothetical. The transcript is spliced from 6 exons. Gene Ontology annotation, biological process: secondary metabolic process. Lineage: Eukaryota; Fungi; Ascomycota; Sordariomycetes; Hypocreales; Nectriaceae. The record is from RefSeq and is a predicted model, not a curated record. Gene Ontology annotation, molecular function: CoA-ligase activity. The coding region runs from base 1 to 1041 and encodes 346 amino acids.